AGCAGUGAUACUCCAGUCGGACCCAGCAUAAAGAGAUUCCUGUGACUUAGAGCGGGGAAACAGCUCAACCAAGAAUAUAUACGCAUUCCAUAAGACACAUUAGCGAAUCAGGGCUCAUGAUAUCGACAAGCAGGCCACGAAGAGGGACUUGGGUUUAUUAGAGAAGGGCUGGUAUCAUCCGCUUCCGCUCAAUCUUCCCCCGGUCAUAUGCUAUCUACUUGCAACUCACGCGAAACUCGAUACCAUUUUAUUCCGGUUAACACGGCCCUAAUAAGGCCAUACCAACUUCAUAACAACAUUUAGUAACUUCAUCACCAUGGCAGUUAUAGACUUAAUCUACUCCCGCAAUGACGCUCUCCACGUCAACCCUCAGGGCGGCCAAUCUCACCUCUCCGAGGGAGGCUCUGACUGGCUCUGGGCUAUUAUGGCCUGCUUCAGCCUCGCCUUCCUCGUCUACUAUGCCCGUUGCUUCCGGCUGCCUUGGCUGUCCAAUUGGGCACCAGUCUUCCUGAGCAGCAGCGCUGCCCUCAAAUCAAACAAAUCAAAUCCGGGGUCAUAUUUCAGAAAUUUGAUAGUCCGCGAUGCUGGAUUUGUUGGCCGCUUGUUUGAUUGGAUUUGAUUCAUUGGGAGCGCUGCUGAACACAAGCCUAGCAGUCGGAUCUUUCGAAACACUCGUAUUGACGCGCGGAAGUAGCGAUCUUACUUGUAUAGAUGAAUGAGGGAUCUGAAAGAGACUCUCUGAUGCCUUUUUUGCGGGCGAAGUAGGCGUAACGGGGGGCGGGGGGUGGCGCGCCCCAUUUCUUGUUUUGUUAUGCAUGGAGUAGACGAAUCGUCAUUAUGCUGUUUUUUUACCGGUUAAUCUGUAAUCUUAUGUCUCUGACUUUUGUCAUAGCGCUCGGAGCUUCUCCGAACGACUCGAUUAGCGCGUCUCGCCAGAGCUUUGGCUAGACACCUAUACUAUUUUAUCGCCCUCGUAUCCCCCUCAUACACUCUAUAAACACAU
This is a messenger RNA of Fusarium redolens, 1003 nucleotides long. RefSeq lists its product as uncharacterized. The record is from RefSeq and is a predicted model, not a curated record. Lineage: Eukaryota; Fungi; Ascomycota; Sordariomycetes; Hypocreales; Nectriaceae. The transcript is spliced from 2 exons. Bases 317 to 619 code for a protein of 100 amino acids.